Molecule: messenger RNA, 1793 nt
Organism: Macadamia integrifolia
Lineage: Eukaryota; Viridiplantae; Streptophyta; Magnoliopsida; Proteales; Proteaceae
Product: enolase-phosphatase E1-like
Exons: 3
Coding region: 828-1793 (321 amino acids)
Source: RefSeq, a predicted model, not a curated record
AGAAGGCGUGGUAUAAAACUCUCGUAUUCGUGUUCUUCAGCUGCGUUAUGAGAGGCCCUGAAAUCCUCUCGGUGACGAAACAAGGACUCAUGUCAAUCUUAUAGCCUUCGAAACCCUAAAUCGGUACUCUUAGGGCAUUGUUUUCUUCAGAAACUCUUCUCAUUCGAAAGUCUGAUCGGUGUUUCUGUAUCAGUUUCCACAUUCCUCGCAUCAUCGAAUCGAGAUCUCUGUUCUUCCAACGUUUAUCUCAUCUUCCCCAAAAGUUUCUAUCUUUUUUUGUUUGGGAGAAAUCAAUACUAAUAUUCUUUGAGCUUUCUUGAAUUCAUUUGUCCCAAAAACUCUGUACCGGCCGCAGAAAUCUGAUUUCUUUGAGAAUUCAAAGAGCAGUGCCGAGAGAGAUUGGGAGUUUCUAUAAUCUGUGUCGUUUUUAUAUUGUCCUUUGUUUUACUCUCGAAACCCUAAUCUGUAGAAAACUCCUGGUUUUUGUAGAAACUAGAGACCCCAAACUUCUAGGCAAUCCUAAUCUGGCAAAGUAAUUGCUAUUUAUUUUGUCUUAAUAAAAAUUUACCCGGAAAUCUGCAGCAGCUUCUGGUAUAGGAGUGUUGAUCUCAAUUUGUUUUUUUUUUCUUGGUUUGAAACCCUAAUAUUCUCUGAGAAAUUUUAAUUACUUGACUGGCUGUUUGUCUUCUCCCCCAGUUUCGAGUAAUUAAUUUUCUGAGCCUGCAAUUCAAGUUGCCCUAGGCUACGAUCGAAACUGCGGCGCUUUGGACAGCUUAGUUUGCCGAUAUUUUUUUCACAGCUGUGGCUCAUCUGAGAUCUCUACAGAAAUGGUGGGAGGUGGAAGCAGAAGGGACGAUGGCCCCAUUGGGAUAAGUAGUACUAAUGUUUUUGCUGCUCUUGAAAGCCUACGCAAAAAGAAGAAAUCAGACAAGGAGCAUGGAUCCUCAAAGAGCAAGGGAUCUUCAAAAAGCCAAGCAAAGGAACAGGAGCAGCAGGUUUUCUGGCAACCCACGCCUCUUACAGUGAAAUCCUGGGCUGACGUUGAUGAUGAUGAUGACGACGAUUAUUACGCAACAACUGCUCCACCUCAAUCUGCCUGGGGCCCAUCGGAACCGCAGCAGAUUAAAGAGAGUUCUCCCCCCUUAGAGGAAAGUGAAAGUGAAGAAGAUGGUCUGGAUGAAGGAGAUGAUGAUGUUGAGGAAGAGCAUGAACAUGAAUCUGAGGUUCAGGUGCCACCAGAGCCAGUGGUGAAGAAGCCAACUCAGGCUUCUUUGCCACCAAAGGAUACAGAAAGGCAGCUGUCGAAGAAGGAACUCAAGAAAAAGGAGCUCGCAGAACUUGAAGCUGUUUUGGCCGAGCUUGGAAUGAGCAAUAAAGAGACCACUGGCGCAGAUGAAUCACAUGGUUCUGCACAAGAGAAGAAAAUUGAGGAACUCAAUGGAGACGUGGAGAAGAAGGAGAGUGCUCCUUCCGAGAGCAAGAAUGCGAAGAAGAAGAAAAAGAAAGAUAAGUCUUCCAAGGAGGUUAAAGAACAACAGGACCAGCCUAAUGGUUCAGAGGUCAACGAUGGAGUGGAUGAAACUGCUGGGACCGAAAAUGCAGAAGAGGAUGCAUCAGCCAUUGAUGUAAAAGAGCGUCUAAAGAAGAUGGCUUCUAUGAAGAAGAAAAAAUCAAAUAAAGAGAUGGAUGCUGCAGCCAAAGCUGCCGCUCUUGAGGCUUCUGCAAGGAGGGCAAAGCUUGCUGCAGCAAAGAAGAAAGAAAAGAAUCACUAUAACCAACAGCCAGUGCGGUAA